Messenger RNA from Nylanderia fulva, 2294 nucleotides. RefSeq names its product gamma-glutamyl hydrolase-like. The record is from RefSeq and is a predicted model, not a curated record. Gene Ontology annotation, biological process: tetrahydrofolylpolyglutamate metabolic process. Gene Ontology annotation, molecular function: gamma-glutamyl-peptidase activity. Gene Ontology annotation, cellular component: vacuole. NCBI's taxonomy places the organism in Eukaryota, Metazoa, Arthropoda, Insecta, Hymenoptera, Formicidae.
CAAAAAAUUGUUGCGUUACCAAGGCCAUGAAGGAAAAUUUAGAAAAAACAUGGGUAUCCAAGCUAAGGUCUUAUACGAUAAGCCAGCAAAUAUAUUUCGCCCCAUAACUUUAAUAGAAAAGAAAGAAUUUUUGCAAAAGUUAGAUGAAAAGUAUAAUGUAUCUAUACCCAGAGGAUCUGGCUUUAUUGUAUCUAGUACCAGUUGGACUGAGGAUGAAGAUUUCUCAAUCUUUUUAAAUGCAUUACAAGAAUACGAAAAUGCAUGUAAAAACAAUGAGUUGAAUUUACCAGAUUUAAUUUGUGUAAUAACGGGAAAUGGACCAUUAAAAGAUUUUUAUAUGGCUAUUGUUAAUUUGAAAAAAUGGAAACAUGUUACAAUACGAACACUAUGGCUUGAACAUGAGGAUUAUCCGAAAAUAUUAGCAAGCGCAGACUUAGGAGUAAGCCUUCAUACUUCGUCAAGUGGACUGGAUUUACCAAUGAAAAUUGUUGAUAUGUUUGGCUGCCACUUGCCAGUUUGCGCAUACAAUUUUAAUUGCUUGUCGGAGUUGGUAAGACACAACGAGAACAGUUUGGUGUUUGCAAACGAGAAUGAGCUGGCUGAACAAUUAAAAAUGUGGUUUCAAGAUUUUCCUAAUAAUGAGGCUCAGCGACAGUUGUGUGAAAAGUUUCAAAAGAAUAUUACAUCUCAGUUCCAGCAUCCUAAUAAUUGGCACGUCGGGAAGACUGAAGAGGAGUUGAAUGAUCGGCCAGUUAUCGGUAUUCUGACACAGGAAAUAGAUUAUAAUUUGAACAAGAAAUAUCCUAAUCAGUAUCACAGUUACAUCGCUGCAUCUUAUGUAAAGUUCGUUGAAGGUGCUGGUGCUCGACCUGUUCCAAUUUGGAUUGGCGGAAACGAUUCGUAUUACGAGGAUAUCUUGAAUAAAGUCAACGGAGUUCUGUGGCCAGGAGGUGCAACAUAUUUCUUUCAAAAGGAAGGAUAUGCCGAUGCAGGCGCCGCGAUUUACAGGAUCGCGAAGAAAAUUAACGAGAGAGGCGAGUAUUUUCCCAUACUUGGCAUCUGCCUAGGUUUCGAAUUAUUGACGUAUGUCGCCGCGAAUUGCGUCGAACAUAGGACAAACUGUUCUAGUAAAAAUCAGCCUCUUCCAUUAGAAUUCACACAUGAUUUUAGGGAAGCCAAUUUAUUUAGGCAGGCUCCGCAGGAUAUCGUGAGGAUUUUGGAUGAGGAAAAUGUCACGGCUAAUUAUCAUCAAUUUUGUGUUACGAUGGAGGAUUUACGUCGUGUUAAUUUAACUGACGAAUUUCACGUGUUAUCAUUGAAUCGCGAUAAAAAAGGUUUAGAAUUUAUUUCAACGCUGGAACACAAGCACUUUCCAUUUUAUGGAGUACAAUUCCAUCCAGAAAAGAAUCUCUACGAAUGGGUGACUGGAAAAAAUAUUCCUCACGGACGUAAUGCCACUUUAGUGGGUCAAUAUUUUGCUAAUUUCUUCAUCAAUGAAGCUCGUAAGAAUUCGCAUGAAUUUCCGACGGAGCAAGAGGCGAAACAAAGUCUGAUUUACAACUAUCCUGUUACUUACACAGCUCUGGAAAACUCUACGUAUCAGCAGUGUUAUAUGUUUAAGAAAAGUGACCGUUUUAUAGACGAUUUUUUUAUAGACAACGAAGUAUAAAACUUUAGCAAGUUUUAUUUUUGAGAUAGAAGAAACAUACGUCGCUCUUUUUCAUCAUAUAUAAAUGUAAUUUUGUAAAUACAUUCAUCAAAUUCUCAUCUGCGCAUAAUAGAAACAGAAAUGAAGAUUGUUAAUUAUUUUUAACUAAUUUUUAAAUAUUCGAACUCGUUAGUAGCAUGACGGCACUGGGGAGCACACAAACAAAAUAAGAUUGAUACGCGUAAUUUCCACAUUUAACAUAACACCAGUGUAUAUUGUGUCACAACUGGGAUACAUAAUAUUACAAUGGUGCAUAAUAAAAUUCUAUACAUAUUUUCGUUCUAUCUAAAGUAAAUAAUCAUAUUUUGAAACUUUUUUUUUUCCCUCACCACGUUUUUUUUCGCUCUGAGCCGAAGCGCGCAGAUGUUUCGUACUUCAGAUAACGCUCUGUACGAGUCUAGAUUCAACGUAACGUGUAUUACACGUCGGUUACGAUAAACGACAACGAUGAAAAUGGUGUCUAAACAGCGUCGUUUUACAAUUUGCUUCGACUCACAACGCUCGGAACGCAUACGGAUCUGACUUGCCAUUAAUCUUCAUCUUUAUUUUUAAACAAGCACGAAACUAAAUCUCUUAAAAGCAUGAA